This is a messenger RNA of Formica exsecta, 980 nucleotides long. RefSeq names its product juvenile hormone acid O-methyltransferase-like. The transcript is spliced from 4 exons. The coding region runs from base 159 to 980 and encodes 273 amino acids. Lineage: Eukaryota; Metazoa; Arthropoda; Insecta; Hymenoptera; Formicidae. The record is from RefSeq and is a predicted model, not a curated record.
AUGAGGGCACAAGCAGACUCCAGCGUAGAGCGUAGAUAGACGUGACCUGAGACAGUCGUAAAGACAUUGCGCAUCAUAUUCACCCGAUAUUAUAAGGGAAACGGUUAAUAUCCUCUGCUAACUAAAUAUCCUCGUUAUUUGAGUGCCAUCGUGAAACAAUGGUGGAACCAACGUACGUAUUAUUUGAUAACAAAGACAGUAUAUCACUGCUACUCAAUGAGUUCGACAAAGAUCUAAAACAUAUAUCUGGAAAAUGUAUGGAUGUCGGUUGUGGACCCGGGAAUAUAACAAAGGAUAUUCUUCUUCCGUUCCUUGAUCCAAAUGUAACAAUGAUUGGUACAGAUAUUAUGGAAAAAGUAGUUGAAUACGCCAACAAAACAUACGGUGAUAAAGAACGACUCAAGUUUGAAGUGCUGGAUAUUCAAACUAAAAAAUUGCCCGAGAAAUACAUCUCAGAAUUUGAUCACAUUUUUUCUUUUUAUACUUUGCAGUGGUGCAGUGACGUUCACCAGACGUUUCGAAAUAUGUACCGUAUGCUUCGACCUGGUAAAACUAUGCUUAUAUUAAGCUUAGCGCAUCAAGCAACUGUAUUUGAAUCAUUGGAAGCUAUAGCGGAAGAUACGCGGUAUUCUGCCUAUAUGGGGAAAAAACAGAAAUAUGUUGGAUCAUUUCAUUAUUCUACCCGACCUCACGAAGAGCUAAAAGAAAUACUUGAAAAUAUUGGAUUUCAAGUUCGUCAUUGCAGUCAUCGAAACAAGAGCGAAUUUCUAAAUUCACAACAGUUUGUAUGUAAGUAUUUGCUCUCAAUAUGCAUGCAAAAAUUAAAUUCUAAACGAGAUUAUUAUUUGAAUCAUAAAUUUUUUAUCAUAUUACUUUUUUUUUAUUCAUUUUAUAAUUUUUUAACUAUAUUGUUUAUUUCUACAGCUAUGGUUACCAUCAAAAGGAAUUGUGUGUGUAUCUACCUUAUCAUAAACAUAUAG